This is a messenger RNA of Zasmidium cellare ATCC 36951, 1023 nucleotides long. RefSeq lists its product as uncharacterized. The record is from RefSeq and is a predicted model, not a curated record. Gene Ontology annotation, biological process: regulation of endocytosis. Bases 1 to 1023 code for a protein of 340 amino acids. The transcript is spliced from 2 exons. NCBI's taxonomy places the organism in Eukaryota, Fungi, Ascomycota, Dothideomycetes, Mycosphaerellales, Mycosphaerellaceae. Gene Ontology annotation, molecular function: GTP binding; GTPase activity. Gene Ontology annotation, cellular component: endosome.
AUGCCUCGCCCACGACGCGGCUCCACGACCUCGAGCACCACCGCCUCUGCCCGCGAUGUCCCCGCCAUGGGCGGCCAGGAGAUGGGGUCUAUGUACGACUACCUCGCGAAAAUCAUCCUCCUAGGCCCGUCGGGCUGCGGGAAAUCCUGCCUCCUGCACCGCUUCGUCAAAUCCGAAUGGCGCGUCCUCUCCUCGCAAACGAUCGGCGUCGAAUUCGCGUCCAAAAUCGUCAAGGUCGGCGUGCAGGGCUCCCGGCGCAAGAGAGUCAAGCUCCAGCUCUGGGACACCGCGGGGACGGAGCGCUUCCGGAGCGUGUCGCGCUCGUAUUAUCGAGGCGCGGCGGGCGCAGUGCUGGUGUACGAUGUGUGUAAUCAGCGGAGUUUUGCGGAGUUGCAGACGUUUCUGAAUGAUGCAAGGGCAUUGGCGAGUCCGCAGUUGACGGUGGUGGUGGCGGGGAAUAAGGCGGAUUUGGUGGAGGCGUCGACGGCGGGGUUGGCGGAGGAGCAGCAGGUGGAGAGGCCGGCGGUGUGGAGUGGGAGCCUGGUCGAGGACGAUGGAGCGAGUAGUGUGGGUGGGAGUUUGCAGAGGAGCAGUACGAUGGGGAUUAGUCUGGGGAGUCAACAACGGGCUACGGUGAAUGCUACGGGGAGAGCUGUGAGUGGUUCGACCGCGGCGAACUGGGCGAGUCAGAAUAGAAUACCUGCGGCCGUGGAGGUCUCUGCUCUGAGCGGAGAGGGCGUGGAUGAGGUGUUCAACAAGCUGGCGAGUACGAUCUUGACGAAGAUCGAGCUGGGGGAGAUCGACCUGGACGAUCCUAUGAGCGGGAUCCAGUACGGGGAUGCGGAUUACUAUCGCUACGACGACGGAGGCUCGAGUAUCAAGUCCGGAGGCCUGACGAGUGACGGGUACGGGGGGAGUAUGAGACGAAGGAGAAAGCGAGGAGGCUGGGGCGAGGUCUUCAAAGUCGGACGACCGAGCAGCAGUGCUGGAGGUGGUGGAGGAGGGCGGAGAGGCUGCUGCUGA